AUGAUGGUUCAGGCAGCUUUCGAUCUAUCCGAGCGUGUGGUCGCUCGCAUCCGUGCGCUUGGCGAAAAUGGCUCCCCUGAGUCGAUAAAGAAAUUGGAAGAUCAGCUGGAAAAGUGCUUUGAAAUACGAAAGCAGGACCUUCUUCUGUCGGUAGAACCAUCGAAUACCAACUUCUUCACUUUCGAAACAACUAAGGCACGCCGUCAGUGGAAAGAGAUCAAAGAUCUGGUACAGUCUUGUGGGACUCAUGAAGAGUUGUUUAAGUCAAUGACAACCUACAUUAGAGAGCUCUAUGCUACUACUGGUGAUUCAAUGCUAUGUUCACUGAGGUACGAACUGAUUAUGGCUGCGCACGACGCUGGUAUUGAGAGCUUAGUCAAAUCGGAUCCAUGCCAUGACUUUGCUUGGUGCUUGGAAGCAUGUAUGAGGGAUAAACACCUUGAAAGCCAUCAAACGGCAAGGUUAAGGCAUAUGCUGGAUGCGUUCUUGAAGUCACCUAUCGAGGUUUGUUUGAUAAAUAAAACAUGUCUCCGAAUUGUUUACAUUUCUUCUAGAGUAUUGUUGAUUUGGCCAUGAUA
Molecule: messenger RNA, 578 nt
Organism: Cylicostephanus goldi
Lineage: Eukaryota; Metazoa; Nematoda; Chromadorea; Rhabditida; Strongylidae
Source: the annotation of a GenBank genome assembly